Eimeria acervulina is the source of this 630-nucleotide messenger RNA. Its product is annotated as UBX domain-containing protein, putative. Gene Ontology annotation, biological process: proteasome-mediated ubiquitin-dependent protein catabolic process; autophagosome assembly; membrane fusion. The transcript has 5 exons. The record is from RefSeq and is a predicted model, not a curated record. Bases 1 to 630 code for a protein of 209 amino acids. Gene Ontology annotation, cellular component: cytosol; nucleus. NCBI's taxonomy places the organism in Eukaryota, Apicomplexa, Conoidasida, Eucoccidiorida, Eimeriidae. Gene Ontology annotation, molecular function: ubiquitin binding.
AUGGCGAUAAGAUCCCUCGCUGACUUGCGGGAGACGCAAGACGAGCCGCAUGAUGACAGCAGCGGCACUUCUUCAUUUGCAGGCGGAGAGAGAUCUGGCUUAGCAAUUCAAAACCCUUCAGCAGCAUUCCCCAGUGCAACCAGAGGCGCCGCACCUGCAGGGUCUCGCCGUGUAACAUUAUAUGCAAAUGGCUUUACAGUUGAUGACGGACCUUUCAGAGAAUUCGGCAGGAGAGAAAACGAUGUUUUUAUUGAAGAGCUCAAAGCAGGCGUAGCACCCAAAGAAUUACAGCAAGGCGGUCGUCAGGUACACGUUUUGUUAGACGAUCGCCACGAAGAGAAAUACACCCCGCCUCCUCCUCCUCAGUAUGUGCUGUUUGGGGGGGAAGGGCAGAGUCUGUCUGGGGAUCGGCCGUCUCCCAGCGGCGCAGCAGCAGCAGCUUCAUCUGCUGCAGCAGUUGAUAUAUCUCGUGCAGCAGAAGCAGCAGCAGCAACAGCAGCAGCAGCAGCAGGAGAUCCCUCUGUGCAGCAAACUCAAAUAUUAUUUCGCUUCCAUGAUGGCCAGCGCGUAGCUCAGCACUUCCCCGUCUCCACAACUGUGCAGCAACUUCUUGACUUCGUUCAAACGUAA